Messenger RNA from Tuber aestivum (summer truffle), 803 nucleotides. The record is from the annotation of a GenBank genome assembly. Lineage: Eukaryota; Fungi; Ascomycota; Pezizomycetes; Pezizales; Tuberaceae.
ACUCUCCCCGAAUGCUCUGCCCUGCGCCUUAUCGUGCCGCCAUCUAUUGUACCCGUACACGUUAGAGCGGCAGGGGCUUGAGAGUGUCUUGCGGUGCCAGGACUGUACCGCACUCGAGCACGAGUACACAGAGUUCACCAACUAUUCUACCGCGGGUACGGUAUCAUCACACUGGACUUUUCUCCUACAACUAACUAGUUUAGUACUAUCCCUACCAAACCCGCUUACUCACUUUACUUACUGACCUCUAUCUACCCGUAGCGACCUACCUUGCCGUGCGACAAUGGAGAAAUUACUCCUCCCAAAGGGGAAAUAUUUCUCCACUCUGUACCUGGUACAAGUAUAUACGCCCCCGCACUCGAAUACACCACCAACCGAAAACAGGAAUAUAUCUGACGAUAUCGUCAUUUUCAGGUCUAACCUUUCCGCUGCUACUGUACUGUACGCACUAAUUUCAUGAGCCUUUCUUUCCGAUGCUUAUUCUCAGGUAUGUACUGUAGUAGUACAGAAGUAGUGCCCAUCCGGUAUCGUACUGUACACCGCUCAGGCCAAUGCCUGAAUUUGGUGUGUCGUGGGUUGUCAUGCUGUUCCUUCUAUUACGGUACCGUACCUGCCUUAUCAUACGUACCGUAUGAUUACGGGUGUGGUAUGGUAUGGUAUGGUACCUGGUUCAGUGCUGGAAACGGGAAUCGAUCGGACGGCAGACGGCGGAAGGUAUUGUGCUAUGAUAUCAUACUGGAAUUGAGGGGUUGUUUCUGGGGUUUUGAUCUCUUGUCCGUGCUUGGGUGAGAGGGUGUUAAGCC